CUUGAUGAGAACGACCCCGUGGUCACCACCGCCAAUGGCAAGCUGCGCGGCAUUAAGAAAGAGCUCAACAAUGAGAUCCUGGGUCCCGUCGUGCAGUUUCUUGGCGUCCCGUACGCCGCUCCUCCCACCGGCGAGCGCCGCUUUCAGCCCCCCGAGCCGCCGGCGUCGUGGCCCGAGAUCCGCAACGCCACGCACUUUGCCCCGGUGUGCCCUCAGAGCAUCGUGGAGGGCCGUCUGCCGGACGUGAUGCUGCCCGUGUGGUUCACCAACAGCAUCGAUGUAGUGUCCACAUACGUCCAGGACCAGAGCGAAGACUGCCUCUAUCUUAACAUCUAUGUACCCACUGAGGAUGUCAAAAGAAUAUCCAAGGAAUGUGCCAGGAAACCGGGCAAGAAAAUAUGUAGACAAGGAGGUCCCCUUACAAAGAAACACACUGAUGAUUUAGGUGAUAGUGACCGCACGGACGACGAAGACAUUAGGGAGAGUGGAAGCCCUAAGCCGGUGAUGGUUUUCAUCCACGGGGGCUCCUACAUGGAAGGAACUGGAAAUAUGUUUGAUGGCAGCAUCCUGGCCAGCUAUGGGAAUGUGAUUGUCAUAACUGUUAACUACCGGCUGGGCGUCCUAGGGUUCCUGAGUACAGGUGACCAGGCAGCCAAAGGGAAUUAUGGUUUGUUGGACCAGAUCCAGGCUCUGCGUUGGACGAGUGAGAACAUUGCAGCCUUUGGCGGCGACCCGUUACGUAUUACUGUCUUUGGCUCAGGCGCUGGAGCUUCCUGUGUCAACCUGCUCACGCUGUCUCACUACUCUGAGGGCCUGUUCCAGAGGGCCAUCGCCCAGAGCGGCACGGCUCUGUCCAGCUGGGCCGUCAGUUUUCAGCCAGCAAAGUAUGCCCGGAUGCUGGCCCGUAAGGUGGGCUGUAACCUGGAGGACACUGUAGAACUCGUAGUGUGUCUGCAGAGAAAACAUUACAAAGAGCUGGUCGAUCAAGACAUUCAGCCGGCCCGUUACCACAUUGCCUUUGGACCUGUUAUUGAUGGAGAUGUUAUACCUGAUGACCCUCAAAUACUCAUGGAGCAAGGUGAGUUCCUCAACUAUGACAUUAUGUUGGGAGUGAACCAAGGUGAAGGCCUUAAGUUUGUGGAGCUUAUUGUGGACAACGAAAACGGCGUCCAGGCUAAUGACUUUGACUACGCCGUGUCCAGCUUUGUGGAUGACCUGUAUGGCUACCCAGAGGGUAAAGACAUCCUCCGAGAGACCAUCAAGUUCAUGUACACUGACUGGGCCGAUAGGCACAACCCAGAGACCCGCCGGAAGACACUGCUGGCGCUGUUCACCGAUCACCAGUGGGUGGCACCAGCUGUUGCCACAGCUGACCUGCACUCUAGCUUUGGGUCACCAACAUAUUUCUAUGCCUUCUACCAUCACUGUCAGACAGAACAGGUACCACCGUGGGCAGAUGCAGCACAUGGAGAUGAGAUCCCUUAUGUGUUUGGCUUACCGAUGAUUGGACCAACGGAGCUGUUUCCCUGCAACUUCUCUAAGAACGAUGUGAUGCUCAGUGCCGUCGUCAUGACCUACUGGACAAACUUUGCCAAAACAGGGGACCCAAACCAGCCAGUCCCUCAGGACACCAAGUUCAUUCACACCAAGCCCAAUCGCUUUGAAGAAGUGGCAUGGACUCGCUACAACCAGAAAGACCAGCUUUACCUGCACAUUGGCCUGAAGCCCCGGGUCAAAGAGCACUACCGUGCCAACAAGGUCAACUUGUGGUUGGAGCUGGUUCCUCAUCUGCACAGUCUCAAUGAGGUCACUCAGCUCAUCCCAACCACCACCAAGAUUCCUCCACCAGAAGCUACCAACCGCACCCCAAAACCCAAGGUUCUGGUGACCAAACGGCCCAACCCGACCCCGUUCCCCACCGAGACCCAGGACAGCCACAACCAGCCACACCUGGUGGACCAGCGUGACUACUCCACUGAGCUGUCAGUGACCAUCGCCGUUGGAGCCUCCCUGCUCUUCCUCAACAUUCUGGCCUUUGCUGCGCUUUACUACAAGAAGGACAAGCGUCGGCAUGAUGUCCACAGGCGCUGCAGCCCCCAGCGGAGUGCCGCCAAUGACAUAGCCCACACUCAGGAGGAGGAGAUCAUGUCCCUGCAGAUGAAGCAGCACUCGGACCUGGACCGGGACUGCAGGGGGGUGGGUGACUCCCUGCACCCGCACGAUGUGGUGCUGAGGACUGCCUGCCCGCCGGACUACACUCUGGCCAUGAGGCGCUCACCAGACGACAUCCCACUCAUGACGCCAAACACCAUAACCAUGAUCCCCAGCACCAUGGGGGGGCUCACCUCGCUCCACUCUUUCAACACCUUCCCCAGCAGUGGGCAGAAUAACACCCUGCCCCACCCACACUCACACUCCACCACCCGGGUAUAGCCCUGUGGAUGCACCCACACAGGCAGGACUCUGAUGGCUGAAGCAAAAAGCUAAUGCCACUGCUGCAGCAGGGACUUAAGGCUGACAUGCUGACAAACACAUAUGUCAGGAGCUGAAACGCCAGCCUGGAGUUGCCAGACACCCAUGGAAUUACACUGGGAUUCUACAACACCC
Molecule: messenger RNA, 2607 nt
Organism: Seriola dumerili (greater amberjack)
Lineage: Eukaryota; Metazoa; Chordata; Actinopteri; Carangiformes; Carangidae
Gene: nlgn1
Product: neuroligin 1
Exons: 11
Coding region: 247-2433 (728 amino acids)
Biological process (GO): presynaptic membrane assembly; modulation of chemical synaptic transmission; chemical synaptic transmission
Cellular component (GO): synapse; postsynaptic specialization membrane; cell surface
Molecular function (GO): signaling receptor activity; neurexin family protein binding
Source: RefSeq, a predicted model, not a curated record